AUGAAGAACGACGAAAUUGCAGCUCUUCUGCAGGCAUUGGAUCUCAAAUGGGAGCAACGUGCAGAAUCUCAACUGGAGAAUUUCAAGCUCAUGCUCGAACAGCACACUGCAAAAACUGAAGAAAAAUUCACUCAUCUGUCUCAGUCUUCAUCGCCAGCUACUGGCCGCGAGGGUAGUACGGAGCGGGGUGGUGGAGGUCGUUCAGAGUCGGAAUCAGAUGUUCGCGAUGUCAAUACGAUUCUCAAAACUAUGAGGGUCAAAAUUCCUCGAUUCGAUGGUACUGCAGUGGAUGAUUGGAUCUAUAAGAUCAACAAGCUUUUUGAUCUACAUCGAGUGGCACCGGAGCUACGACUGGCGAGGGUCCCAUUUCAUUUAGACGGAGCAGCGUCUGCUUGGUUUCAGUGGAUGGAGAAAGGAGGAUCGUUCACCGACUGGGACGCUUUUCUUCGAGCAUUACAGCUGCGUUUUGGUACGUCCAUUUAUGAUGAUCCGUUAGGCUGUAUUUCCAAGUUGACCCAGACCGGACGAGUUGCGGAUUACAGAGCUGAAUUUGAAUCUCUCAUGCCACGGAUUACUGGAGUGCAGGACUCGAUGUUCUUGAAUUUUUUCAUUUGGGGGCUCAAAUUGGAGAUUCGACGGGAACUAUUGAUGGCUAAACCCAUCGACCUGGCGGAUGCGAUGGCGAAAGCUCAGUUGUUCAAAGAUCGCCAUGAUGAUCUCACGGGUAAGUUACGCUCGGCUUAUACCUGUUCUUCUUGGACACCACAGACUGGAUUUAUUCCUCGGGAAUCAGGGGUUGUUGCCGCGUCCACUAUGAACACUAACCCGAUUCCACCUGGGGGAGUUUCCUCCAAGACCAGCGGUCCAUCGACCCCUCAAUUACCCAUUAAGCGUCUAUCCCCAGCCGAGAUUAAGAACCGUCGAGACCGCGGUCUUUGUUUUACUUGCGAUGAGAAGUUCAACUUUGGGCAUAAAUGUAAGAAUAGGAUGCUGAUAUUGUACGGGCAAGAGGAUGAUGACUGUGAAACUGAUUUGGAGGCGGAAUUACAGGAUAUGGAGGACGUAACAGAAGAAGAAGUGAGUCUCAAUUCGCUGUCGAAUUCGCUUAACCCACGAAUUUUUCGAAUAAUGGCUCAUCAUGGGUCUGAAACAUUGGAGGUUCUCAUCGACACAGGCAGCAACAACAACUUCAUUCAGGAGGCAUUGGUAGCUAAGUUGCGUUUGCAGUGCGAAGAUACAAAACGCUUUCGGGUUUAUAUGGGUAAUGGAAAUUUUUUGAUGUGCUCUAAAGUUUGUAAGGGAGCUGAGUUGAGUCUCCAGGGCCAUUGUUUUGCUGUUGACCUGUUCGUGUUGCCGAUUUGUGGAUUAGAUGUGGUUUUGGGGAUGCAGUGGUUACAAACACUCGGGCCGUGUAUACACGACCACAAGGCUUUGACUAUGGAAUUCUCUUGGCAGGGGAAGACGGUGAAGUUGGCUGGGUUGACAGACACGUAUCCACAGCGACUUUCCUAUACCCAAUUUCAUGCAUUGUUACGAGAUGGUGAAGUUCAGGAUGUCUACAAGGUGGCCCCGCUUCCUAACCCAGUGCUCGACAACACAGAGGAGCUGGAAGCAUUAGAAACCCAUUUUCCUACGCAAGGUAAAGGCUUACUUCGCGAUUUUGCUGCAGUCUUCGCUGCACCCAAGCAACUUCCGCCAUACCGCGGGGUGGAUCAUCGUAUUUUUUUACAGCCUGGGUCCAAACCAGUAAAUGUUCGUCCAUACAGGUACCCUUAUUUUCAGAAAGACAUUAUUGAGAAACUUGUCCAAGAGAUGAGUGAGCUGGGAUUUAUCAGAUCCAGUACCAGUCCGUAUUCCUCUCCCGUAUUAUUGGUUAAAAAGAAAGAUGGCUCUUGGAGGUUUUGCAUUGACUACCGUGCACUUAAUGAAAUCACUGUCAAAGAUCGAUUCCCCAUUCCGACCAUCGACGAACUACUUGACGAACUAGGUGCGGCGGUCAUUUUUUCGAAAUUGGACCUUAGAGCGGGUUACCAUCAGAUUCGUAUGAACCGCAGUGACAUCCACAAAACCGCUUUCCGCACCCACGAAGGCCACUACGAAUUCAUUGUCAUGCCCUUUGGUCUCACUAAUGCUCCCUCAACAUUUCAGGCGGCGAUGAACCAGUUAUUUCGUCCACACUUGCGGCACUUUGUCAUCGUUUUUUUUUACGACAUUCUCAUUUAUAGUAAUUCUGUUCAGGAGCAUGUUGACCAUCUCCGAGUGGUUCUGUCCCUACUGCAAGAGCACCAGUUUUUCGUCAAAGGUAGUAAGUGCAAAUUCUUUCAGACGACCAUUGAUUAUUUGGGACACUUAGUAUCCGCUCAAGGGGUGUGCGCCGACCCAGCCAAGAUCUCAGCCAUGGUUGAUUGGCCGAUUCCAAAAACUAUUAAGCAAUUACGUGGUUUUUUGGGAUUAACAGGAUACUACCGCAGAUUCGUCGCCCACUACGCCACUAUCGCUGCCCCCCUCACUGAAAUGCUCAAGAAAGACUGUUUUAUGUGGACUCCAGCAGCAGCUACGGCAUUUGCAACCCUUAAAACUGAGAUGACCAAUACACCAGUCUUGCGGUUGCCUGACUUUUCGAAGGAAUUUGUUAUUGAGACAGACGCCUCUAGCGUGGGUAUUGGAGGAGUGUUGAUGCAGGAAGGACAUCCUGUUGCCUUUUUCAGUAAGAAGUUGGGUCCCCAUUUUGCAGGAGCAUCAGCGUAUAGUAGAGAAAUGAGAGCCAUCAUCGAAGUGGUGACCAAAUGGAGGCAGUACCUAUUGGGAAGACACUUCACCAUUCGCACAGAUCAUAAAAGCUUGAAGGAGCUGCUCACUCAAGUCAUUCAGACCCCCGAACAGCAGCAAUUUUUAUGCAAAUUGCUGGGCUUUCAUUUUUCUAUUGAGUACAAACCGGGCCGCACCAAUGCCGCUGCCGAUGCUUUAUCGAGACAACAAGCAGAGACACCUCCAGCAAUGUUUAUGGCUGUCAGUAAGGGCUGUUUUGAUUUUCUGGAUGUCUUGAGACAGGAAAACAUUACUUGUCCAGAUUUACGCAGGUUGCACGAGCAAUAG
Humulus lupulus (European hop) is the source of this 3096-nucleotide messenger RNA. RefSeq lists its product as uncharacterized. The transcript has a single exon. Bases 1 to 3096 code for a protein of 1031 amino acids. NCBI's taxonomy places the organism in Eukaryota, Viridiplantae, Streptophyta, Magnoliopsida, Rosales, Cannabaceae. The record is from RefSeq and is a predicted model, not a curated record.